Molecule: messenger RNA, 3164 nt
Organism: Apis florea (little honeybee)
Lineage: Eukaryota; Metazoa; Arthropoda; Insecta; Hymenoptera; Apidae
Product: sodium/potassium-transporting ATPase subunit alpha
Biological process (GO): intracellular sodium ion homeostasis; proton transmembrane transport; sodium ion export across plasma membrane
Cellular component (GO): plasma membrane
Molecular function (GO): ATP binding; P-type sodium:potassium-exchanging transporter activity; ATP hydrolysis activity
Source: RefSeq, a predicted model, not a curated record
AUGAAUCAUUUUAAUAUAUUACGAUGGUUUAGCAAACGAAAACGUCAUACCAAUGCUAAUCUCGAAUCUUUGCGCCGUGAUAUAGAAACAGACAUUCACCUCCAACCGUUGGAAGAUUUGUUACAAAGAUUAGAAACCGAUGCGACGCAUGGCCUUUCCACGAACGUUGCACGCGCUCGUUUAACCGAAACUGGUCCAAAUACACUGACGCCACCGAAAAAACCUUCCAACUUGUUAAAAUUCUUACGUCUGUGUUUCGGAGGAUUUUCUUCGUUAAUAUGGAUAGGCGUUAUAUUAUGCUUGUGCAAUUAUCUUUUGGAACAUAGUACUUACGGUGAAGCGUCGAACGAGCAUUUGGGACUCAGUAUCGUGCUUGUCAUAUUAAUUUUAGUCACGGCGAUGUUCAGCCAUUACCAGGAGUCGAAGAGUAAUAAAAUCAUAGAAUCGUUCCAACAGAUGUUACCGCAAAAGGCCAAGGUUCUGAGGGACGGGCAAAAAAAGGAAGUGUUCGUACCCGAAUUAGUCGUGGGGGACAUUGUCCUUUUGGAGACCGGUGAACGAGUACCCGCUGACAUUAGGAUCUUGGAAUGUCAAGGUCUUAAAGUGGACCAUGCUUCGAUUACCGGAGAAUCGAUUCCGCUUUUAAGAACGGCCACCAUCCUUCCAACAACCGACGUGUUGCAAGCUAAGAAUAUGGUUUUCUUCACAACGGACAUAGUGGAAGGGACCGGAAAAGGAGUGGUAGUUGCUCGCGGCGAUCACACGGUGAUGGGACGGAUCGCGAAGCUAACCUCAAAAUUGGCACCGAGGCAGACGCCGCUCUCGCGCGAGCUCCAGCGUUUUAUGAAAUUAAUAUCGUGCUGGGCCAUCUUCCUCGGGAUGUUGUUCUUCACUCUGUCCAUCACGAUGGGAUACACUUGGAUCAAUUCAAUCACGUUCCUUCUCGGUAUCAUCGUCGCCAACGUGCCGGAGGGACUGAUCGCCACUAUGACCGUCAGUCUCACACUGACAGCCAACAAAAUGGCGAGCAAGAAUUGCAUGGUGAAACAUCUCGAGGCUAUCGAGACUCUUGGAUGCACAGCUGUUAUUUGCAGCGACAAAACGGGAACGCUCACCCAAAAUAAAAUGACCGUCCGGCACAUGUGGUACAGCGGCCAAUUGAGAGAGGUGAUGAUCUCCGACACGUGGAGGAAAUAUAUUCGCGAUGCCGGGUUUAGCAACUUGGCUAGGGUGGCCAGCCUGUGCAAUCGGGCCGAGUGGGAGCCUUUGCCCGAGGGUAUACCGAAACCGCCCAUAAGCAAGAGGAAGAUCCUGGGCGACGCAUCCGACGCCGCUCUGUUAAAGUGUAUGGAGGUGUUGGUGAAGGGGGGGGCGGAGACGUACAGAAAAAUUUGCAAAAAGAUAUUCGAGAUACCGUUCAAUUCGACGGACAAAUUCCAAGCGAACGUUUAUCUGUGCGGGAACAGGCACGUCGUCUUCUUGAAGGGGGCGCCCGAGAGGGUUCUGGAACGAUGCUCGACGGUGGCGUUCGACAACGAAACGAGGAUGCUCGACGACGAGAUCAAGGAGGCGUACACGGAAUCUUGCUACGUUCUCGCCAACAACGGGGAGCGCGUCCUCGGUUUCGCCGAUCUCGAUCUCCCCGUCUCCGCCUUCCCUCCCGGUUUCGCCUUCGAGGAGGACCCCCCGAACUUUCCUCUCGACAAUUUAAGAUUGAUCGGUUUGAUAUCGAUGAUGGACCCACCGAGGCCAACGGUGCCCGACGCCGUGUACAAGUGUCGUUGCGCCGGGAUCAAGGUGAUCAUGGUGACAGGCGAUCACCCCGACACAGCGAGGGCGAUCGCCAAGUACGUGGGGAUAAUCACCGACGACUAUUUGAACAACGAGAACGACGGGAAGGAGCACUCGAUCGUGAUGACCGGGAUGGAUCUCAGGGAUCUCGAGCCGGGCGAAUUGGAUCGCAUAAUAAGAAGGUAUCCGGAGAUCGUGUUCGCGAGGACGUCCCCCGUCCAGAAGCUUCAGAUCGUGGAGAGUUGUCAGAGGCUUCAUCUGAUCACCGCGGUGACAGGCGACGGAGUGAACGACGCGCCAGCGUUGAAGAAGGCCGACAUCGGUAUCGCUAUGGGGAUCGCGGGUAUAUCUUUUUCCUCUUCUCUCUCCCCCUCUCUCUCUCUCUCUCUCUCUCUGCCUCUCUCUCUUCCAACCAACAGAAUUAUCAUUGCAAUUAUCCGAUCGAGCGAGCGGAAAUUAUUGAUCCAUCGAAUGAAAUGUUGGAACCAACCAGGGUCAGACGUGAGUAAAGAAGUCGCGGACUUAAUUCUAUUGAACGAUGACUUUGCGUCUAUAGUGACUGGGAUCGAAGAGGGGCGAAGGCUGUUCGACAAUUUGAAAUCGAGCAUCGGCUACACAUUGGCAAGCAACGUUCCAGAGAUACUCCCGUUCCUGGCGUUCAUCCUCCUCGGGAUACCGUUGCCCGUGGGCGUGAUUUGCAUAUUGUGCAUCGAUCUCGGCACCGAUAUGUGGCCGGCCAUUUCUCUCGCUUACGAGAAGUCCGAGUCGGAUAUCAUGCUCAGGAAACCGAGGAUACCGCUCAAGGAUCACCUCGUGAGCCGGUCGUUGCUCUUCAUGAGCUACGGCCAGAUCGGGAUAAUAGAGGCUUGCGCCGGUUUCUUCACGUAUUUCGUGGUGAUGGCCGAGCACGGUUUCCUCCCCUACACGUUGUUCAACCUGAGAUCGUCGUGGGACUGCAUCGUGGUGAACGACUUGCAGGACAGUUUCGGCCAGGAGUGGACGUACGAGCAGCGCAAGGCCCUCGAGUACACCUGCCACACCGCCUUCUUCGUCAGCAUAGUGAUCGUACAGGUGGCGGACGUGAUGAUAUGCAAAACGCGCCGCAACUCCCUUUUCCGCCAGGGGAUGAACAAUUGGGUGCUCAACUUCGGGAUAAUAUUCGAGUUGGCGGUCGCGUGCGUCGUAUGUUACGCCCCCUACAUGGACGUGAUCCUCCGCACCUACCCCCUCCUCGCGGAGUGGUGGCUACCAGGCAUACCGUACGCCUUGAUCAUUUUCACUUACGACGAGCUGAGAAAAUUAUGGGUGAGGAGGAAUCCCGAGGGAUGGUGGGAUCGCGAGACUUGUUAUUAAAUACUCGUACAUAUUAUACA